This is a messenger RNA of Ophidiomyces ophidiicola, 4278 nucleotides long. RefSeq names its product Transcription elongation factor spt6. The coding region runs from base 1 to 4278 and encodes 1425 amino acids. Gene Ontology annotation, molecular function: histone binding; DNA binding; nucleosome binding. Gene Ontology annotation, biological process: transcription elongation by RNA polymerase II; mRNA transcription by RNA polymerase II; positive regulation of transcription elongation by RNA polymerase II. Gene Ontology annotation, cellular component: transcription elongation factor complex. The record is from RefSeq and is a predicted model, not a curated record. The transcript is spliced from 4 exons. Lineage: Eukaryota; Fungi; Ascomycota; Eurotiomycetes; Onygenales; Onygenaceae.
AUGAGCGCCGCCGACCUUUUAGAAAACGAGGCCUUGUUGGAUGACGAGGAAAAUGACGAAGACUACGAUGCUGAGACAGGCGAAGUAGCUGGACGUCAAGAGGGCCAAAAUGGUGGCUAUGACGACUCUAGCGAUGAGGAAGAGGAUGAGGACGAGGACGCGGCGCGUGCUGUUCGCGAGGGCUUUAUCGUUGACGAAGAUGAAGAGGAAGAGGACCGAUCUGGAAGGCGACGAGAAAAGAAAAAGCGACGCCGCGAAGAACGCACUCUUGACGAUGAAGACCUCGAUGAGGAGGACAUAUACCUGAUCGGGGAGAAUAACCCAGACUUUGAAGCACCUGUUUCUCAAGAGUCAAAAUUCAAGCGAUUAAAGCGUGGCCAUAAAGGCGACCGGGAACGGGGUGUCUCCCGGGGAAUCAACGAUAUAUUCAAUUCUGACGAGGAAGAAGAAGAGGUUGACCGGUAUCGUGCAGGUGCUCGGGAUCGAAGGGGGCUUCAAGAUGAUCUAGAUGACUUCAUUGAAGAGGACGUCUUUUCAGAUGAAGAGCACGAACGUAUGCGGGAUGAUGAAGAAAUUGCCCGCCCGGCUAGAAAAGGAAUAUCUGGACUUGGUGUCACCGAAGCCACUGGCUUGGAUGAAGCUGCUCUCGAUGACAUGCGCGCCGCAUUUGGAGACGGAACCGAUUAUAUGUUCGCCCUUGAGAUGGAAGGAGAAGAGGAAGAGGAGGAUCGUAGAGACGAAGAAAAGCCGCUUGAUUUGAAAGAUGUUUUUGAGCCAUCUCAACUCGCUGAAAAGAUGAUGACAGAGGAAGAUAACUUGAUUCGCUUUACUGAUGAGCCAGAACGUUAUCAAAUCGCAAGGAAGCCCUACAAGCAUGUUAUUCUCUCCGAGGAUCAAUUUAAGGAAGAGGCUCUCUGGAUCUCUAAUAUUAUGCUGUUGAAAAAACGGUUGGACAAAGAGUUAAAAGAGCCGUUUCAAAAAGCGGUCAUCAAGGUGCUCGAGUUCAUGGUCACCGAUGAUUGGGAAGUGCCGUUCAUUUUUCAACAUCGAAAGGACUAUCUUAUCCAUACAGCGAAAGUGCCGGUGUCGCCCGGAGAAUCAAACGCUGACGGUCAAGACUACGUUAUCCGGGCCGAAAAGUUGUUAAAUAUGACCGACUUGUGGGAUAUUUUCGAGUAUGACCUCAAGUUUCGGGCCCUUGUUGACAAAAGAAAUAUCCUUCAGCGAACGUAUGACAAUCUUCGAACUAUUUCAAAUGUACAAGAUGAAGUGUUUGAACAGAUGUUACCAGCCGCAAUCACCAUGGAGGAGCUACAGGAUAUUCAGGACUACCUCUACUUUGAAUAUUCAUCCCAGCUUAAAGAUGUCUCGUUGGUCAACGGAAAUGGAGAAAACGGGACGAUCAGCCAUCGUCGAAAAGCAGCUACCAAGACAUUUUUUGAAAGAAUUCGCAACAGCAAAGCAUAUGGCCUCGUUCGUGCAUUCGGAAUUACGCCUGACGGAUUUGCCCAGAAUGCCAUGAAAGAAGCAAAGAGACAUCAUACCGACGACCCGACUGAACUCCCGGAAGAUAUGGCUGAUGGUCAUAUCGACACCAACUUUGCCAAUGGUUCUCACGCCCUCAAAGCGGCCAAGGCAAUGUUUGCCGAGGAGCUGACGAUGAGCCCAAAAGUACGGAAGGAGUUGAGACAAGCCUUUUAUAUGAAUGGUGUUAUCGACUGCUUCAGAACCGAGAAGGGACUCAAAAAGAUCGACGAACACCACCCGUAUUAUGAGUUUAAGUACCUAAGGAAUCAGCAGCUCCCUGACAUUGCACGACGCCCUGAACUAUUUUUACGAAUGCUAAAUGCCGAAGAAGAAGGUUUAGUUGAGGUUAAAGUCCGAUUUCAGAAUUUCGAUAGCUAUAAAAAACGGCUCUAUCGUGACAUUCAAUCCGACAAUUUUAGUGAAGUGGCCGAUGCCUGGAAUAAAGCGAGAAAAGAAGUCCUUGACAUGGCGCUCGGCAAAUUAGAAAGGAUAAUGACUCGUGGUGUCAAGGAGAAUAUCAAGACAGAGUGCGAGAACCAUGUUGGCAAAGAGUGCCGCGAAGCUUUCUCCUUGCGACUCGACCAAGCUCCAUACAAACCCAAAGGCAUGAUGCUUGGAACUAUUCCUCGUGUGCUCGCUUUAUCGACCGGCAAUGGCACAAUCGGCAAAGAUCCAAUUUACUGGGCUUGGGUAGAGGAGGAUGGUCGUGUUUUGGAGAAUGGCAAGUUUGCCGAUCUUGCUCUUGGCGAUCCAGACAGAAUGAUCGCUGAUGGCAGAGAUGUCGAGCCUUUUAUUGAGCUUGUUGAACGGCGCAGACCUGAUGUGAUUGGCGUUUCGGGGAUGUCGCCUGAAACUCGCAAGCUUUGCAGGCAGCUAACGGAGCUCAUUGACGCAAAGAAUUUGCGCAGCUCUCCAUAUACUAAUGACAACGACGAGGAAGUGAGCGAUCUUCUCGAUGUAGUCAUUGUUAACGACGAAGUUGCAAGGUUAUAUCACACCAGCGAGAAGGCCAGGUCGGAACAUCCAGGCCUUGCUCACCUCAGUAUUUAUUGUGUUGCCCUCGCCAAAUAUCUCCAAAAUCCGAUGAAAGAAUACGCCUCGCUUGGCCGAGAUAUAGUAUCGAUUCAAUUCAAACCUGGCCAACAGCUCAUCUCUCAAGAGAAACUCCUAAAACAGCUUGAGAGCGCUUUAGUUGACAUGGUUAACCUGUGCGGCGUGGACAUAAAUGAAGCUGUUCAUGACCAGUGUACAGCCAAUCUUCUCACCUACGUAUGCGGUCUUGGCCCCCGAAAAGCCUCACAGCUACUAAAAAUUAUUAACAUGAAUGGCGGUGUGGUAAACAACAGAAUGGAGCUUCUCGGUGUUAAUGCUCAAUACCCUGCUAUGGGCGUAAAAGUGUGGAACAAUUGUGCUAGUUUCCUUUAUAUUGACUAUGACACUGCUGAUCCUGAUACUGAUUAUUUGGAUAAUACCCGUGUACAUCCAGAAGAUUAUGAUAUUGGUCGGAAGAUGGCUGCCGAUGCACUUGAACUUGAUGAAGAAGACAUCAAGGCUGAAACUGACGAGAACGGCCCUGGAGCUAUUGUAAGAAAGCUCGUCAAGGAAGACGCUCAAGAGAAAGUCAACGAUCUUAUUCUUGAAGAGUAUGCCGAACAACUAGAGAAAAAUCUCAACCAGAGAAAACGUGCCACUCUUGAGACUAUUCGUGCCGAACUACAACAGCCAUACGAAGAACUGCGAAAACAAUUUGUCUUCCUUAGCACAGACGCAAUAUUCACUAUGCUUACUGGCGAGACUCCUGACACUUUGACUGAAGGCAUGGUCAUACCAAUAACUAUUAAAAGGAUCACAGAUGACCAUAUCGAUGGCAAACUUGACUGUGGUGUCGACGUUCUCGUUCCUGAGGUGGAACUAACAGACCGCUAUGACAUUCCAAUUCGAACUCUGUACUCUAUCCACCAAACGGUUCCGGCAAAAAUACUAUACUUGAACCGUAAGAACUUCGUCGCCAAUGCUUCUCUUCGCGAAGACCAGGUAAAUCGACCUUACCGGAGAGACUUUGAUCGCCUCCCUGAGGAAUGGGAUGAUAGACAGGAACAGCGUGAUCAAGACACGAUGAAAGAGGAAACGAAGAGCAACAGCCGUGCCCUACGGGUCAUCAAACACCCUCUUUUUAGGCCAUUCAAUGGUCCUCAAGCUGAAGAAUUUCUUGCUUCGCAAAGUCGCGGUGACACCGUCAUCAGACCUUCCUCGAAAGGCCCUGAUCAUCUGGCGGUUACAUGGAAGGUGUCAGACGGCGUAUACCAGCAUAUUGAUGUUCUGGAGCUUGAUAAGGACAAUGAAUUUUCCGUUGGCAGGAUUCUCAGUAUUGGUGGAAAGUAUUCAUACAGCGAUCUUGACGAGUUGAUUGUAAAUCAUGUCAAGGCCAUGGCUAGAAAGGUCGAUGACAUGGUAUUACAUGAGAAGUACCAAACUGGCUCGAAAGACGCUACUGAACGCUGGUUAACCACCUACACCACCGCAAAUCCUACCCGGUCCACCUACGCCUUCUGCAUCGACUCCAAACACCCAGGCUACUUUCACCUCUGCUUCAAAGCGGGACAAAACGCAUCAAUGAACAGUUGGCCGGUGAAGGUGAUACCCCAGGGAUACGAACUUCAACGGAACCCAUAUCCCGACAUGACGGCAUUAUGCAAUGGAUUCAAGAUGAUGUAUACUAAUAUGCUGACUGGAAAGAAGGCUCGAAGAUGA